This is a messenger RNA of Ilex paraguariensis (yerba mate), 510 nucleotides long. NCBI's taxonomy places the organism in Eukaryota, Viridiplantae, Streptophyta, Magnoliopsida, Aquifoliales, Aquifoliaceae. The record is from the annotation of a GenBank genome assembly.
AUGGUGUGUGAACAUGUAAUAGCUGAAAGCUUGUCUGAGGAAGAAAUUGCUGGUUUGAGAGAGAUGUUUAAGGCAAUGGAUACAGAUAACAGCGGUUCAAUUACAUUUGAUGAACUCAAAACUGGUUUACGAAAAUAUGGCUCUACCUUAAAGGAUACAGAAAUACGGGACCUUAUGGAUGCGGCUGAUGUGGACAACAGUGGAACUAUUGACUAUGGAGAAUUCAUAGCUGCAACUAUACACCUCAACAAAAUAGAACGUGAGGAACAUCUCGUGGUAGCAUUUCGAUACUUCGACAAAGAUGGAAGUGGUUAUAUAACAGUUGACGAGCUCCAGCAAGCUUGUGUUGAGCAUAACAUGACUGAUGUUUUACUUGAAGAUAUUAUCAAAGAAGUUGAUCAAGAUAAUGUAAGUCCUGAUUUUCGAGUUGGAAGUCAGCUUAUUUCCAUUUAUACUUAUAUUAAUAUAGCCUGUCAAAGAAGUUUUUCCAGAUGCCUGAAUAAUACAUAA